Sinocyclocheilus rhinocerous is the source of this 803-nucleotide messenger RNA. Its product is annotated as inactive peptidyl-prolyl cis-trans isomerase FKBP6-like. Gene Ontology annotation, biological process: spermatogenesis; piRNA processing. The transcript has 6 exons. NCBI's taxonomy places the organism in Eukaryota, Metazoa, Chordata, Actinopteri, Cypriniformes, Cyprinidae. Gene Ontology annotation, cellular component: cytoplasm. Gene Ontology annotation, molecular function: Hsp90 protein binding. The record is from RefSeq and is a predicted model, not a curated record. The coding region runs from base 1 to 732 and encodes 243 amino acids.
AUGUCAACAAACGGCAAGACCUCGAGAAUAUUACAGUUCAUGGCCCCAGAUGAGCGCCGUCAGUUUGGAAUCGAGACUCCAUUCCAGCGUCUGGCUUGGCAAAUGCAAGACAUAUUAGGGGAUGGAGGAAUUCUCAAAGAGGUGGUCCAUGCAGGGGAAGGUCCACCCGUACCCAAGCAUGCAUCUGUAUCAAGAAAUGAAAUUGCCUUUCCUGCUCAACCUCUCACUCACGUACCCAAUGUUUCUCUGACCACAUUUCUGAAUGUACUGGACACUCAGCGGAGCUUUGGCAACCUCUGCUUCAAUAAGAAGCGCUAUGAAGAUGCUCGAGAGAGAUACAAGCAGGCCAUGACACUUUUGCAGAAUCGUGAGCUGGUGGAUGAUGAAGAGAAGCAGCGUCUUGAGGAAAUGAAAUUGCCUUUCCUGCUCAACCUCUCACUCACGUACCUCAAACUGGAGAAACCCCAGAAGGCCCUUUGCUACGGUCAGAAAGCACUGGACAUCAACCCUCAGAACACUAAAGCGCUCUUCCGCUGCGGCCAGGCCUGUUUGGAGAUGAGCGACUAUGAGAAGGCACAAGAUUACCUUACACUUGCUCAGGCGAAAAAGCCAUUUGACCCUGACAUUAACACCUUGCUGAAAAAGCUUGCUCUCUGCUACAUGGACUAUUUGGACAAAGAGAGAGAUAUGUGCUCCAAGAUGUUCUCAGGUUUUAAGCGGACGGAAAACUGAAGAUUGCAGUGUCCAUGGUGGUGGUCUUUACCAUUUUUCAAAUCCCCCAGAUUGACCACAAGUGGGCAAUA